Messenger RNA from Naumovozyma castellii, 1236 nucleotides. It is a transcript of the gene AIM24, whose product is annotated as Aim24p. The transcript has a single exon. NCBI's taxonomy places the organism in Eukaryota, Fungi, Ascomycota, Saccharomycetes, Saccharomycetales, Saccharomycetaceae. The coding region runs from base 1 to 1236 and encodes 411 amino acids. The record is from RefSeq and is a predicted model, not a curated record.
AUGUUGACAUCCAAAUCAAUCCGGGUAGCUAGACUUUCCACCUUUUUUCCCAGAAAUACAAGGGAGCUUAUAAUUGAUAACAUUACAAAUGUUCCCAAAAAUUCAGAUACUAAUGUAGAACUAUUAAACUCACAGGAAACAAUUGCAAAGAUUUCUUUCCCCAAUACUACGGAAUUUUAUAUUCGAAAGGGUUCUUUACUAUCCCUGUAUUGCCAAUCUGGUUCCGAGACAAAUGAUAGCAAGGGCAAAUAUCAACCGUUCCCCCUAGAUUCAAUGACAAUUACAAAUGAAACAAUUAAUAAGUGGUCAAAUUUAAUGGCCUAUUCAUCUUUGAGUGCGUCAUCUUUCCAAAAGAUAUCUUCCACAUUACAAUUGAAUGAUUCAACGGCUCAUAUAAAUAUACUAUUAUCUUCCAAUUUCAAUUCUUCAUCAAAUAAAUUACCCAACAAAUCAAUUUAUCCAAUAAAGUUGGAUGGUACUACAGAUUGGCAUAUAUUUAAAAAUGAUUCCAUCUUGGCAUUUGAAAGAUCAUUAAAUUUAAAAUUUAAUCAAUCCAUUCUAAAUAAUUUCAAAAAUAUAACGGCAACCAUAAAGGAAAGACAUUUAUUUAAUAAAAACUUCCAAAUAUUGAAAGGUCGUGGUAGUGUCUUGUUAUUUGGUCAAGGUUCCAUCAUUCCAAUUCAAUUGAAAAAUCUAAGCGACGAAGUCUUGGUGGAUUCUUCUAAUCUAAUUGCCAUUAAUGGAACAUCACAAUUAGAUAUCAAUAAUGCCAUAACAAGCUUUAAUUUGAAAAUGGCACCCUCUGUUGAUAAUAAAUUGAAAUUGAUUAAGGCAAGAUUGUCGCCGUUACCUCAUAUUAUUAAAAAUAAAUCAUUUGUUACAAAUAUGAAAUCAGUAUUGAAUUUUGCCAAAGUUUUCAUUGUAAAUUCAUUCCAUUCUUUAAGUUGGUAUUAUUAUCUCUGGAAAUUUGGUAAAUCCCCCAAAUUAAUUAGAAUCAGCGGUCCCAGAACAAUUCUAAUGCAAACAUUUAGCUCGUUUAAAUAUUAUGAUGGAACACAAAUACAAGAUGUGAAUAAUAAAGAUAAUUUAAUUGCAAUUACAAGGGGAGAAGAGAACCUGUCUCAAGGUGAGAUGAGUAUCAAGGAUGACACUAGAACUAAUAACUACUUUAUUGCCACUGUGUCUGAGAAUGGGAACGUCAAGAUUAAACCAUCGGCAGAACUAAAGGAAAAUUGA